Molecule: messenger RNA, 675 nt
Organism: Macrosiphum euphorbiae (potato aphid)
Lineage: Eukaryota; Metazoa; Arthropoda; Insecta; Hemiptera; Aphididae
Source: the annotation of a GenBank genome assembly
AUGGAAGCUAUUAAAGAAGCGCCCAUCCCGGCGAUGGACAGCUUGACCUCAGCCAUGAAAAACAACAUUGUCCCUAACCAAGAAUAUCUGUUACAAGGCAGUGUUCUGGAUUCAGCUGUCGAGGUCCUGUUACACAGGUUGCGAGGACUUUGCGACAACGUCGAUUCAGGACCUGAGACAUUCCAUGACCACGAAAUGUGUUUUAGCAUAAGGAGUGUAACGCCGCAACCGCUCACACUGAGAGUCAGGAGAGCGAUAGACUAUUUAGACAUGCCGUACCAGCUUCGUUACAUAGGACAGCCUGAACUAGGAGAUAAAUCUAGACCGACGAUCCUACGAAACAGUAUUGAUGUAGCCACUACGCCAACAAUAGUAGACUUCCUCACAGAAAUGGGAUUUCGCAUGGAUUUUGAAUACAUUUUACGUGGCUAUAUGUUCCGUAAAGGCAGAAUGAAGAUUACAGUGUCUAAAAUAUUUAAAAUGAUGGUAGUAGGUAAACCUGCUCCGGAGAGUGUCGAUCCAAUAUCACAAUCAUACCUAGUAGAGUUGAGUGUAUUGGCACCCAGUAAUCAAGAUGCUAUUGCCGAAGACAUGCGCGUAUUUGCAGAACAACUGAAGCCACUGGUGCACUUGGAAAAAGUUGAUUACAAACGAUUGACACAACCACCUUUGUAA